Molecule: messenger RNA, 246 nt
Organism: Saccharomycodes ludwigii
Lineage: Eukaryota; Fungi; Ascomycota; Saccharomycetes; Saccharomycodales; Saccharomycodaceae
Gene: SDH6
Product: Sdh6p
Exons: 1
Coding region: 1-246 (81 amino acids)
Biological process (GO): mitochondrial respiratory chain complex II assembly
Cellular component (GO): mitochondrion
Source: RefSeq, a predicted model, not a curated record
AUGACUGCCCCUAAAAAACUAAGUGGCUUGCAAAAACAAGUAGUUUCAUUAUAUCGUAAUUGUAUUCGUACCGCAUAUACUAAGCCUACAGAAAACAGGCAUCAUUUUAUUGAUUUUACAAGAAAAGAGUUUGGAAAAUAUAAAAGUUUACCAAAAAAGGAAUUUGGUGCCAUUGAACAUUUGUUAAGGUUGGGUAAUAGAAGAUUAGAAAUGUUAUCCCAAUCCGAAAUUAAAGACAUACACUAA